Messenger RNA from Myzus persicae (green peach aphid), 1721 nucleotides. RefSeq names its product methyltransferase-like protein 14 homolog (gene Mettl14). Lineage: Eukaryota; Metazoa; Arthropoda; Insecta; Hemiptera; Aphididae. Gene Ontology annotation, cellular component: RNA N6-methyladenosine methyltransferase complex; nucleus. The transcript is spliced from 6 exons. The record is from RefSeq and is a predicted model, not a curated record. Gene Ontology annotation, molecular function: mRNA binding. The coding region runs from base 393 to 1556 and encodes 387 amino acids.
CAUUUAAUUUUUUAUAGCAAAUUACUUUGGGAUACAAUUUUAAAUAAUAUUUGAAAAUCUUAACUUAGAAUUAGGUUGGCAAUUAUCUAAGCAACUUCACGAUAAACGGUAAACCAUAGGAUUGGAAGGUAGCCGGGGGUAACUCAUUGCGGUAAGCACGUGAUAAAUAAAAUUGAAAUAAAUAAUUAUAAAUAUAUAAUUUAGAUAAUAGAUUAAAUGUAAUCUCUUUUAUCUUUUUCCGUUUUCUUAAAUCCCGAAACCGAGAGUGGAGGAUAUAAUUUAUUUCAUGUCUGAUUUUGAUGUUAUACGUUUUUCCUAUAAAUCAUAGCACUCAUUGAUAACGAUAAUUCUUUCAUUUAUUUUGCCUUCGGUUACAAACAGAAUUGUCAAUCAUGAGUGAAAAAUUGAGAAUGUUAAAAGAACAAUCUAAAAAAAGAAAAAAGUUAUUGGCCAAAACGUUGGGAUUUUCUGAUGUUCAACAGUUACGACAAGCUUUGAAUACUCAUAGGGAGGGCACACCAACGAGUUCCGUUCGCAAAGUAGUAAAUAAAUUGAAUGCCCAACCAAAGAGUCCUGAACAUACAUACAAUGAUUCAUCAACAUUUCUCAAAGGUACACAAUCGUCUAAUCCACACAAUGAUUAUUGUCAACAUUUUGUUGAUACCGGUCAACGCCCUCAAAAUUUUAUAAGAGAUGUGGGCCUUACUGACAGAUUUGAAGAAUAUCCUAAGCUAAGGGAGUUAAUUCGUCUAAAGGAUGAACUUAUACAACAAACUGCUACUCCUCCAAUGUUUCUGAAAUGUGACCUAAGCACUUAUAAUUUAAAAUCAUUAAACAUAAAAUUUGAUGUCAUACUUGUUGAGCCUCCACUUGAAGAAUAUCAACGAACCUUGGGUGUAACCAAUACAAAACUAUGGAAUUGGAAACAGAUAAUGGACUUAGAGUUAGGCGAAUUAGCUGCUAAUCGUAGUUUUAUUUUUCUCUGGUGUGGUUCAUCUGAUGGUUUGGAUAAAGGCCGAGACUGUUUACGACGAUGGGGUUUUAGGCGCUGUGAGGAUAUUUGUUGGAUUCGAACAAAUUCUAAAAAUCCUGGACAUUCAAAAAAUCUAGAACCAAAUGCUGUUUUUCAACGCACUAAGGAACAUUGCUUGAUGGGCAUCAAGGGAACAGUUCGUCGAUCUACAGAUGGUGACUAUAUUCACGCUAAUGUUGAUAUUGAUUUGAUUAUUAGUGAAGAGAAUGAACACGGUUCAAUAGAAAAGCCUGUUGAAAUAUUUCAUAUCAUUGAACAUUUUUGCCUAGGAAAAAGAAGAUUACAUUUGUUUGGUCGCGACAGUACUAUACGUCCAGGAUGGCUGACUUUAGGACCUGAAUUGACUAAUUCUAAUUUCAACACUGAAAUGUAUAAUGGAUAUUUCAACAAUGGUCAAUUAACAACCGGUUGUACUGAUCGUAUUGAGGUCCUUAGACCAAAGUCUCCUCCACCUAAAUGUAAAAUACCUAUAGGAAUAAGAAAAGGCAAUCCUUGUUUGAAUAGAGGUAGAGGAAGAAUGUGAUAAUUAUUUUUUAAUGUAAAAUCCUGUUAUUUGUAAAUAAAAUAUUUUUAAGCUAUGUUAGAAUAUAAAUGUACUAUCUUUCUCCUUGGUCUUUACUAAGUAGGUACUUAUUUUAAGUGUAAUACAUCAGUACAAUUAUGUAAUAUAUUACAUUUACUUUUGAGU